AUGAAUAAGUUUUUGGACCGCUACUCAAUGAUGAUUGUUUCAAAAUAUUUUGUGUGUUUAAACGACUUCAAAAACCUGAUUUUAGUUUGCAAGAAGUUUAACGAAAUUCCAUUGAUGUUUCACUUCAAUCCAAUUCAAUGGAAACCAAAGAUGAAAAAAUAUUUUAAAAAUGUUGAAACGCUACACUUAUAUAGCAGACACGACAAAUUUGUUCCUGGAUUUUAUCAGUAUUAUGUGCAUUACCCCACAGAACUCACAAAAUCCAAAAAGUUAAACAAAAAGAUGAAAGUGAUAUGUCCACAUAUCACAUUUUCUUCUCGUGAUUUACAAAAUGGUUUUUCAUAUAAGGAAGCCUCUAUAUUAUUGCCGAAUGCAUUUGGAUCAAAGUUGAAUAUAUUUACUGAGUUGGAGUGUUCCAAUAUUUCCAAAUUAUCAGUGAGGACUUUUACAAACAAUAAAAUGUUAAACUUAAUAACACUUUCAAAUCAUAUACAAACCAUACCUGAUUUGUGUUUUGAGGGGUGCGCCUCACUUAAAGAAAUCAAUUUAGAACACGUCAGUGAAUUUGGAACAAAGUGCUUUAUAGGGUGUGACAGCCUCUCUGCGAUCACUUUUUGCUCGAAUUUGAAAAAAUGUGGAAGAUACCCAUUUUAUGACGUGUUAUCUAUUCAACACGUGACAGCAUCUUCUUCAAAUACUAAAAGUGUUGAAUUGGAAUUAAACGCGUCAUGUUCAAGUGUAUUUUCUAAUAUCAGGAAAACAUUAUUUAUCACACAAAGUGAUGUUGGAAGAGGGUUUUCGAUUGACUGUGAAGUUACUGAAAUUUGUGAAGCCGCCUUCUUGGGAAUGAAAAAUUUGAGUGAUAAAAGCAUUGCACCAACUAUCAAAAUAAUUCGCAAAAACGCAUUUUCUUAUAGUGAUUUAAAGGUACUUGAUUUGUCAAACGUGGAGGUUUUUGAAGAACAAGAGAACCUAAAAACGUUAACCGCUCUCACAAUGAAUUCGACUAUCACUUUCAACAAUUUGUAUCGGUGCAAUUCGUUACAAUCAAUUGAGGUGGUUGGUACUAAAUUUGUGAAAGGCAAAGCUGCGUGUUGGAUGAAGACUUUAUUUGACAAAAAGAAUAUAGAAGUCGAGGAGUAUAUGUAUUCUUGUAAAGAUUGUGAGUUAUUUAACGGGAUAUUACCAUUUAAUAUCACAAAUUUAAAAACAAUAGAAAAGGAUGUAAGAUUAAAAGAUUUGGAAAUUGAAACUUAUAAAGUCCCAGAUAGUGUGACUACAAUAUAUGCCGAGAAUUUCAGAAUGUGUAAAAACAUCAAAAAAUUACUUUUACCAAAAUGUCUACAAACAAGUUUUAAUUUUACAUCACUAACAACAAUAAAAGAAGCGGCCUUACCUUAUAUAACCAAUAAUAAAUAUAAUAUUUACUCAAGUGGGCAAUUAACAUCAAUUACUUUUCUUGACGACGACAUGUUGAAUAAUAAACGGAUAAACGAAUCGAAGUUUAAAAAUCUAAAAAACAUUGAAUUUGCACAUUUACCAAAAAAUAAUAUUUAUUGUAAAAAUGUGGAUUAUAAUUUUUAUAAUUUACUAAAAACAAAAUACAAAAUUGAAGGAGACGUUGUCUUGUAUUAUCUUGAAAACUGGAAUUAUGAAAAGGGAAUUUAUAUUAUUCCAGACGAAGUAACUAUUGUUAAUAGCUAUGUCUUGUACAAUAAUGAUAAUUUGAAAGAGAUAUGGGUUGGUAGAAACACAAAGUUGAUCAAAGAAUAUGCAUUUUGUGAUUGUAAAAAUCUAGUGUUGGUUAAAAACUUAAAGAAGUCAAUGACUAUUGAAAAGUUUGCAUUUGGAAAAUCCAAUCCAAAAUUAGAAUUUGAUGACAAUAAUCCAGUUAAAAAGGCUGAAAAACUGAUGUUCUAA
Molecule: messenger RNA, 1920 nt
Organism: Entamoeba invadens IP1
Lineage: Eukaryota; Evosea; Mastigamoebida; Endamoebidae
Exons: 1
Coding region: 1-1920 (639 amino acids)
Source: RefSeq, a predicted model, not a curated record